AUGGCCAAGAAAGAGCAAGCCAGGCAUCUCGCGCCCGCCUCGCGUACCGUCCACAGCGACGAAGACGAAGCCUUGUCGGCCCACUUCAGACUCCGCCCGCCAAGCUACUUCAAGUGCCGCGGCAUUGCCGCCGCGCUCUUCCUCAUCAUCGCCGUCGUCGCCCUCGCCCUCGUCUUCACCGUCUUCCACGUCAGGGACCCGAUCGUACAAAUGAACCGAGUCCAGAUCCCCCAGCUCGCCCAGCUGGUCUCGAACGGGACGGCGCUCGCCGGCACCAACAUCACCGCCGUCGCUGACGUCUCCGACGAGAACCCCAACGUCGCGUCCUUCCGGUACGGUGGCUCCGUGACGGAGAUAUCGUACGUUGGCGAGGUCAUCGGCGAGGGCAGGAUCCCGGCGGGGAGGGCGGCGGCGCGGCGGAUGCGGCGUGUGAACGUGACGGUGGAGGUGGUGCCAGCGAGGAUCGCGGCGGCGCCGAGGCUGAGCGGCAACCUGACCGCUGUGAACCUGACGAUGGAGAGGGGAUUUGAGCCCGAGAGAGAGAGAGAGAGGGGAUUGCUCUUUUAG
This is a messenger RNA of Syzygium oleosum, 567 nucleotides long. RefSeq lists its product as uncharacterized. The transcript has a single exon. Lineage: Eukaryota; Viridiplantae; Streptophyta; Magnoliopsida; Myrtales; Myrtaceae. The coding region runs from base 1 to 567 and encodes 188 amino acids. The record is from RefSeq and is a predicted model, not a curated record.